This is a messenger RNA of Danio rerio (zebrafish), 2378 nucleotides long. NCBI's taxonomy places the organism in Eukaryota, Metazoa, Chordata, Actinopteri, Cypriniformes, Danionidae. The record is from RefSeq and is a predicted model, not a curated record.
GUGUAGAAUGAAACAAAAACUUAUGUUUUACUCAAGCUGAGAUUUUUUUUCCAUGUCUGUACAUCAGAAUCUAUUAAAUAGACUUAGCAGUCAAAGCAAGACAAAGACAUACACAUUUUCUUGGAUAUUUCCUUACAAAAUGUCACAUUUUGCAAGAAUUUUUCAGAGAUUUGUAACAAAAUGUGCAGUAAAUCAAAGAAUUAAAGUUUUUCCACUGCUUCUUUGCUGAAUUUAAUUAUUCAUAAUGUCAUUAGAAAUUGAUAACCAAGAAAUAAGAGUACGAAAAUAAAGACACUCUGUUGGUUCACCUUGAUAAUUUGGACCUCACUAAAAAUGAAUAUACAAAAAAAGGGACGUAUACAUUCAUAUUUAUGUAUAUGUAUAAUUUUUUUCCUUACAAGUCACAAAAAGUGAGUCAUUUUCUUCUUUUACCAUUAAUAACAACACAAACAGCAGCAUGUAUAUGAGGCUGCUGCAAUUUAUUUGCCCAAUAUAAUACAAUUGUCACAUUAUUGACAUCUGAUGUACUCCUCCAUGCAGAUUUCUUAACAACUUUAGCCUGUAAGCAACCCUUUGCUGCAUUUACAAACCACUAUAAACACAAAACAGCAAAGUAUCACAUUCAUUUCAAACUUGGAAAGAUUAAAACAUUUGAAAAAUAACAACAGCCCAAAGCAUUCCAUAUUAGAAUUCUUAGAAUGCGCCUGGAUGACAUCAUCGCCUGACAUUCUACUACUUGCUUUUGUGGGUUGUAGUUUUGGCAUUUUGAGUUGCAGAUUGAUCGGUUUACUAUUAACAGUUUGUUAUUAGAAAACAUUUGUCAUCAUGAAGUCUGAUCACAGUCCCUGUGUACUACUCAAGUACACCCCCAACAUGCCAGAGAACCAUCUUCAUGUUUCUAAUGAGCCGCAUGUUGAGGUUGGAAAGAUAGGGAGAAGGGAGAAAAAGAGAAUCUCCUGGAAGUGGCCAGUCCUCCACCGCAAAACUGGAAAAUACGACCUUGUCCAGGCUGCGAAGGACUACCAGUUUGAAGCUGAGGUAAAUCAGAAAGUUUCUUGUCAGCCCACUGAAACACCCGUUGGGCCUGAUGAGGUUACUGAAGGGAGAAAGGUAAAAAAGGGCUUCUGGAAGUGGCCAGUCUUCUGUCGCAAAACUAGAACAUACGACCUCGUCCAGGCCACAAAGGACUACCAUGAAGCCAUGUUAAAUCAAAAAGUUUCUAGUCAGCCCAUUGAAACACCCGUUGGGCUUGAUGAAGUUGCUGAAGCGAGAAAGGAAAAAAAGGGCUUCUGGAAGAGACUCACUCAUCUCUUCACUUCGAAGUCUAGUAGAGCUUCUGCUUUAGAGGACCAUGUCCCUGCUGCUGAGCAGCUAGAGGAGGACGUCACAGAAAAUGACAUCAUUUUAAGGCAAUACAAAAUUGGUGACAAGCUGGGCAAAGGUGGAUUCGGCUCAGUCUACAAAGCCACACGCCGCAGGGAUGGACUUGAGGUUGCUGUGAAAUAUGCUGUAAAGUCACCGAUGAUGAAGGAAAUGAAGGUGCCUGGUUAUGUAAAACCCCUCCCGACAGAAAUUGCCCUGGCAAUCAUGGCCAACAAUGGUCCCUACGUCCCCGAGAUAAUCAAACUCAUAGACUGGGAGGACAACGAUGACCACUACAUUAUAAUCAUGGAGCGACCCACACCUUGUAUGGACUUGCUUCGCUUCUUAAACCACAAGAACAAACCUCUUGAUGAGAAGAUGGGACGCCAUAUAAUGUGGCAGGCCAUUCAUGCUGCGAGCGUUUGCUUUGAUCGCGGUGUCUUCCAUCGGGACAUAAAACUUGAAAACCUCCUGGUGAAUCCAGACACUUUGGAGGUAAAGCUAAUAGACUUCGGCUGUGGUUCGACCGUAAAGAGAUCCGGCUACAAAGUCUUCUGUGGCACAAGAGAAUAUUUCCCUCCGGAGUAUGAAAUGUAUGGCAGGUACCAUGCACAGCCGGCGACUGUUUGGUCUCUAGGGAUCGUCCUGUUUGCAAUGAUGUGUGGGGCUUUACCUAGUAUCUCCGACCACUCCUUGAUCAGGGACUAUCGUUGGACUAGCCCUGAUCUGUCAAAAGAAUGCUGCCGGAUGAUCUGCGGUUGUCUGCAGCCAGACCCAGAUGAGAGACUCGCUCUGCAGCAGAUGCAUCUCCAUAACUGGUUUAAGGUCAUGGAGUAAGAGAGGAGAAACAACUCGGCGACCCCAGCACACCUGAGGACUGCUGAAUUGAAUUGCUCUUUGUAUUGUAUUGUUGCCUUGUCAACUUCUUUAAUAAUGCAGGGCAAAUGAAUGUAUUGUUAAUAUAUUAUUAUUAUACACAUAUGCAAAUGCACUAUAUAUGUCAUGUGUGUGUCUUU